GGGUCGAGGCCUGAGGGGGGGGUCGAGACCUGAGGGGGGGGUCGAGGCCUGAAGGGAGCGGGGCCAGCAGGAAUUGGGGGGGGGGCGGGGGGGGGUCACCCUGAACUCCUCCCCUCCAAGCCCCUCCCCAUAGCCCCUCCCUCACCCCAAGCCCCGCCCCUGGACCCCCCUUCCCCUUCAGCCCCAGCCCCCCUUUAACCCCGCCCUCCUGAUGCCACGCCCCCCCGGCACCACGCCCCCCCGCAGCCCACGCCCCCCCGGAGGCCCCGCCCCCCGUCCCCGGCGGUCCCCAUGGCCCCCCCCGGGUCGGCGCUGGCCGCCGGGCUCCUGUUCUUCCCCGGGCUCUUCCUGCUGGGCAGGGCCGCUCUGCGCCGCCUGCGCUGCCCCGAGCCCCACGCAGCCAUCCUGGCCGCCAGGCUGGUGUCCUCGGUGCAGGCGGUGAUGGCCUCCACGGCUGGGUACAUCAUCUCCUCCUCCUGCCAUCACGUCAUCGAUGACCAGCACUGGCUGGCGGGCACGUACCCCCAAUUCGCCGUCCCCUACUUCAUCUACGACGUCUACGCCAUGUUCCUCUGUCACUGGCACCGGGGACGGGUGAAGGGACACGAGGUGGCACCUCCUCCAUCCUUGAGGGCGGCCGCCGGCGCCUACCUACGCAAGGACAUGCUGAUGGUGCUCCACCACGCCGCUAUGGUGCUCGUCUGCUUCCCCGUGGCCGCCCUGUGGCGCCAGGGGAAGGGUGACUUCUUCUUGGGGUGUCUCCUGAUGGCCGAGCUAAGCACCCCCUUUGUCUGCCUCGGCAAGGUCCUCAUCCUGUACAAACGCCAACACACGGUUCUCCACAAGCUCAACGGGGUGGCCUUGCUGGUGACCUUCCUCCUCUGCCGCGUCCUCCUCUUCCCCUACCUCUACUGGGCCUACGGGCGUCAGCGGGGCUUGUCGCUGCUGCAGGUGCCGGGUGCCCUGCCCCCCGUCUACAACGCCGCCGCCGCCGCUCUCCUGGCCCCCCAACUCUACUGGUUCGCCCUCAUCUGCCGGGGGGCUUGGCGCCUCUUCCGCUCCCCUCCUCCUCCUCCUCCCCCCCGCCAGCCCCCCUGAGCCCCCGGAUGGACCCCGACACCCCCACCCCCACCCACCACCAGCACCCUGGAGGGGUGGGAGGGGGUGGGGGCUGGGGGAUCUAUGGGGCACCCUAGGGGGUCUUGGGGUCCUAUGGGGCACCCUGAGGUCCCUGUGGGGCACCCUGGGGGGUCCUGUGGGGCACCCUGAGGUCCCUAUGGGUCACCCUGAAGUCUCUAUGGGGCACCCUGGCGGGUCCUGGGGUCCUAUGGGGCACUCCAAGGUCCUUAUGGGGCACCCUGGGGGGGGUCCUGGGGUCCCUAUGGGUCACCCUGAGGUCUCUAUGGGGCACCCUGGGGUGUCCUGCAUCCCUGUGGGGCACCCCAAGGUCUCUAUGGGGCACCCUGGGGUCCCUGUGGGGACCCUGAGGUCCCUGUGGGGCACCCUGGAGAGUCCUGGGGUCCCUAUGGGUCACCCUGGGGGGUUCUGGAGUCCCUAUGGGGCACCCUGAAGUCCCUAUGGGUCACCCCGGUGGGUCCUGGGGUCCCUAUGGGUCACCCCGAGGUCUCUAUGGGGCACCCUGGUGGAUCCUGAGGUCCUAUGGGGCACCCUGGGGUCCCUGUGGGGCACUCCAAGGUCCGUAGGGGGCACCCUGGGGUCCCU
Messenger RNA from Grus americana (Whooping crane), 1722 nucleotides. RefSeq names its product TLC domain containing 3B (gene TLCD3B). The record is from RefSeq and is a predicted model, not a curated record. Lineage: Eukaryota; Metazoa; Chordata; Aves; Gruiformes; Gruidae. The transcript has 5 exons. Gene Ontology annotation, cellular component: membrane; endoplasmic reticulum. Gene Ontology annotation, molecular function: sphingosine N-acyltransferase activity. Gene Ontology annotation, biological process: lipid homeostasis; ceramide biosynthetic process. Bases 292 to 1098 code for a protein of 268 amino acids.